AUGAGGCUUGGAUUUCUUCUAGCAUUACUCUUAAUUAUUACUGCAGUCUCUGUAGAGGCUGGUCUCGGAAAAAAACUGAAGAAAGGCCUGAAGAAAAUUGGUAAACCGUUCGAAAAAGGCGCAAAGAAAGGCGCCGAAAUUGCUGCUGCAGGUGUCGCAGGAAAAGCGAUUGUAUCAGCUGCUGGCGCAAUAGGAAGACGUAAAAGGUAUGACCAUGAAGAAUACGUCGGCAUGUACAGUGAGCCGUUGUUUGUGGAAGAUUUGGGACGAUUGUCUCACACUGCUUCGCCUAUUCAAUUUAAAUCGACUAUCGAUAGCUAA
Messenger RNA from Necator americanus (New World hookworm), 321 nucleotides. RefSeq lists its product as uncharacterized. The transcript has 4 exons. The record is from RefSeq and is a predicted model, not a curated record. NCBI's taxonomy places the organism in Eukaryota, Metazoa, Nematoda, Chromadorea, Rhabditida, Ancylostomatidae. Bases 1 to 321 code for a protein of 106 amino acids.